UUCGGGACGCAGGUGGCUGGCACCUCAUGUGCGGGCUAAGCUUCAGGACCAGGAACAGCCCUUCACAGAAGACGUCACUCCGAUGGGGCGACAGUUGCGCGCCUAGCGCCGCUCGCCCGUUCCCCUCGAGCGCGUAGAGUGCGUGUGACCAGUGCUCGUAGGAUUUGAAUGAGAGUGUUUUGAGGCGCGUUAAUCUGAAGUGUACCGUACUGUGAGGUGCUAAGCUCGCGGUUCAAGCAUCCUGCGGACCAGAGGAACUUUUACCACAAGGGCAGGGCACACACGAAGCAAUCAAAAUGAUCAACAUAGCGGGCGUGAUCUCCAUCAUCCUGUUCUACGUGCUGAUCUUGGCGGUGGGCAUCUGGGCAGGACGCAAGAAGCCACCCGGCAAUGACUCUGAAGAGGAGGUGAUGCUGGCCGGCAGGUCCAUCGGCCUCUUCGUGGGUAUAUUCACCAUGACAGCGACGUGGGUGGGCGGCGGGUACAUCAACGGCACGGCGGAGGCUAUCUACACGUCGGGGCUGGUGUGGUGCCAGGCGCCCUUCGGAUAUGCGCUCUCUCUCGUCUUCGGGGGCAUCUUCUUCGCGAACCCGAUGCGCAAGCAGGGCUACGUGACGAUGCUGGACCCCCUGCAGGAUUCGUUCGGUAGCCGUAUGGGGGGCCUGCUGUUCCUGCCCGCGCUCUGCGGCGAGGUCUUUUGGGCGGCUGGCAUCCUGGCAGCGCUUGGUGCGACUUUGGCGGUGAUCAUCGACAUGGACCACCGCACGUCGGUGAUCUUCAGCGCGUGUGUGGCAGUCUUCUACACGCUGUUCGGCGGGCUGUACUCGGUGGCCUACACUGACGUCAUCCAGCUAUUCUGCAUCUUCAUCGGGCUUUGGAUGUGCAUCCCGUUCGCGUGGGCCAACGACCACGUUAAACCGCUCAGCUCAAUGGAGGUCGACUGGAUAGGCAGCGUUGAUCCCAACUAUUACUGGUUCUACGCCGACUAUGGACUCCUUCUCAUCUUUGGGGGGAUACCGUGGCAGGUGUACUUCCAACGCGUGCUGAGCAGCAAGACGGCGGGGCGCGCUCAGAUCCUGUCCUACGUGGCGGCCAUCGGUUGCAUCUUCAUGGCCAUUCCGCCCGUGCUCAUCGGCGCCAUCGCAAAAGCCACGGCGUGGAACGAGACGAACUUCCACGGGGAACUGACGCCAGAGGGUGAGCUGACGUCAGACCAAACGUCGAUGAUCCUCCCGCUGGUGCUUCAGCACCUGACGCCUGACUUCGUCAGCUUCUUCGGGUUGGGCGCCGUGUCUGCCGCAGUCAUGUCCUCCGCCGACUCCAGCGUGCUCAGCGCUUCCUCCAUGUUCGCCAGGAACGUGUACAAGCUGAUCUUCAGGCAGAACGCGUCGGAGAUGGAGAUCAUCUGGGUGAUGCGCGUUUCCAUCCUUGUGGUGGGAGUGCUGUCUACAGUAAUGGCGCUCACCAUUCCUUCGAUAUACGGCCUGUGGUCGAUGUGCUCGGACCUGGUGUACGUGAUCCUGUUCCCGCAGCUGCUGAUGGUGGUACACUUUAAGCGGCACUGCAACACGUACGGCUCGCUGGCGGCGUACAUAGUGGCGCUGCUGGUGCGGCUGUCGGGUGGCGAGAAGCUGCUGGGCCUGCCCGCCCUCAUCCACUACCCUGGCUGGGACGCCGAGAACGAAGUGCAACUGUUUCCCUUCCGAACCAUGGCCAUGGUGUUGUCGCUCUUCACGCUCGCCUUCAUCUCCUGGCUCUCCGUAUUCCUGUUCAACGGCGGCUACUUGAGCCCGGAGUCCGACUACUUCAACUGCGUGGUCAACAUCCCCGAGGACAUUCGGCGCGUGGACGAACCUUCAGAGGCGGGCGAGCAGAUGUCGGUGCUGGGCGGCGUGCCGGGCCGGCUGUACGGCGCCGCCUCCACGCUUGUCGGACCAGAUGAGCGCGCCGGUCGUAUCAACCCUGCUCUCGAGCCCGACGACGACCUCGACGACCCUAACGACGGACCCACCCCCCUCUUCGGUAAUAGCAGCGCCCCCCCGCCUGUCCAGCCCUUCGGGAAGCAGACGGCCUUCUGAGACGAUCCCCUCUAUUAAGUCAAGUAGGCUAGAUGGCGACAACGCUCUUCGCCUUGUCUAUUUGAACCUCAGUAGGUCAAACAAACUGUAUACUUUUCCCGCGAUCAUAUUUUCUGUGGACGCGAAGCCUAGCAUCUCGAUGUACUUACCUGCUAACCUCGGUGUCA
Papilio polytes (common Mormon) is the source of this 2245-nucleotide messenger RNA. It is a transcript of the gene ChT, whose product is annotated as high-affinity choline transporter 1. The transcript is spliced from 10 exons. Gene Ontology annotation, biological process: acetylcholine biosynthetic process; choline transport; transmembrane transport. Bases 297 to 2078 code for a protein of 593 amino acids. Gene Ontology annotation, cellular component: plasma membrane. The record is from RefSeq and is a predicted model, not a curated record. Gene Ontology annotation, molecular function: choline:sodium symporter activity. Lineage: Eukaryota; Metazoa; Arthropoda; Insecta; Lepidoptera; Papilionidae.